UGCCUCCCUCUCAGAACGGAAUGCUGACAAUCAUAGAUUGGUGUUCAGAGACUCCACUAAAGACAGUCCCUGCAGGAAGUCGCACUUUUGCAGGGCACCACACUCUGUUGUUCUGUGUAACUCCAGUAUACAAAUUAGGAACAUCUUGGCUGGCACAUAAAAUAACUACGAUUUACUUAAGACAAUAAAAAGACAAAACCAUGAGUACCUGUAUAUGAAAAACCAUUGCUAGACCAGUGUAUUAUAGUGUUUCCUUUUAAGUGUUUUGCUUCUUUUAGCGGACAAGCAGAUAGAGUUAUCAGAGGAUUAAUAAAAAAGUUUUGGGAAAAAUUUAGUUAAGACCCUUUAAUCUACUGAGGAAUUCUUAACUGUUCUAAAAGCUGAGGGUAGUGAGGGACGGAUGUAGGUGUCCUGAAAUUGAAGCAGAGUUCUAAGACAAGCCUGCUCACCGCUGCGGUCCCUGAGCUGCAUCUAUUGAGUCACUGGCUAGUUGUGUGGCUCAGCUCUGUGGCUGAGGGCUAGACUGAUUCCUGGGGGAAAGUCCCACGUCCUGGCUUCCUCCAUCUGCUGGAAGGCUUCCAGACCUCACAUAGUCUGAAGACUCUAGGAAGCUCCAUAUCAGCCUCCAGAUCUGGUCAAGUCUCCUUUCACUAUCUUUCACUGGCUUCCUUGGUCUAGGGCACUCCAGUCCAAGUCUACUUAGCCUUCAUAGCUUUGCAUCCCAACACAUUCCUGAGGCAAGCGUGCACAUGGCUGUCUACUAGAUCGGGUGGUCACUCCUGGAGGGCAGAAAAUGUGCCUUACUCAUCCUUGAAUCUUUUGGCUCAUCGUGGAUGUGAAAUACAUGGAAAAAAAAAAAAAGACCUGAAUAAUUAGAGCACCUACUAUGUGCCAGGAGCUUUACACACAGUCUCACUUAAUCCUCUCCGUGGGCAUAUGAGAUAAAAUUUGAUGCUGGGACCCUCCUUCUUAGUACACAUCGACUAAUUUGGAGAGAUCAGAAAAAUCAUGAGUGCUGCAUGGCCUUUCCUCUUUCCCAGAUUGUGUUCAUUGAAGAACAGGCAGCUGGAAUUGGGAAAAGUGCCAAAAUAGUGGUUCAUCUUCACCCAGCUCCACCCAACAAAGAACCCGGUCCGUUCCAGAGUAGUAAGAACUCCUACAUCAAACUCUCCUUCAAAGAACAUGGCCAGAUUGAGUUUUACAGGCGUUUAUCCGAGGAAAUGACACAGAGAAGAUGGGAGAAUAUGCCAGUUUCCCAGUCAUUACAAACAAAUAGAGGACCCCAGCCAGGAAGAAUAAGGGCUGUAGGAAUUGUAGGCAUUGAAAGGAAAUUGGAAGAAAAAAGGAAAGAAACGGACAAAAACAUUUCUGAGGCCUUUGAAGACCUCAGCAAGCUAAUGAUCAAGGCUAAGGAAAUGGUGGAGUUAUCAAAAUCAAUUGCUAAUAAGAUUAAAGACAAGCAAGGUGACAUCACAGAAGAUGAGACCAUCAGGUUUAAGUCCUAUUUGCUGAGCAUGGGCAUCGCGAACCCAGUUACCAGGGAAACCUGUGGCUCUGGCACACACUACCACGUGCAGCUGGCCAGACAGCUGGCUGCAAUACUGCAGACGCCACUAGAGGAACGAGGGGGAAUAAUGUCACUCACGGAGGUGUACUGUUUAGUAAACCGAGCUCGAGGAAUGGAAUUGCUCUCACCAGAAGAUUUAGUGAAUGCGUGCAAGAUGCUGGAAGCACUAAAAUUACCUCUCAGGCUCCGAGUUUUUGACAGUGGUGUCAUGGUAAUUGAGCUUCAGAGCCACAAGGAAGAGGAAAUGGUGGCCUCAGCCUUGGAGACAGUUUCAGAAAAGGGAUCCCUGACAUCAGAAGAGUUUGCUAAGCUGGUAGGAAUGUCUGUCCUCCUGGCUAAGGAAAGGUUGCUUCUGGCAGAGAAGAUGGGUCAUCUUUGCCGUGAUGAUUCAGUGGAAGGCUUGCGGUUUUACCCAAAUUUAUUUAUGACACAGAGCUAAGGGUUUUGUAUUUCAAAUACUUCUUGUUCAUGUACUUGUAUCAUGUUGAUGUUGUAGGACAUUGAGCUCAGAGUAAACCCUGAUAAACUGAGAAUUUCUGGAACUUUAUACUAUAAUAUAAAACCCUUUUAAUUGCUCCCUAAAUAUAUGGUCCAGGAAGUUUACUUGGGAUAAAUAUAGGAAAAUACAGAAAACUGAAUGCCACUAUGAAUUUGAAAUCAUGCUACCCUCAGAGUUUAACAUGAAAUAUGGUGGAUUUUAACUUGAUCCUCAAACCUGAUGGUUUUUUUUUAAAAGACGGGAGUUUAGUUAAUGGGGAAGAAAGAAGUUGCAUGUUUGGACGGGUUAGAUCAUUUUUCGGGUGUGACUAAAAUUCACUGAAUUAUAAACAAAGUUUUUCUCUGCAUCUAAUAUGCCCAUUUUUGGGGGCAGGGUGGUAGUUCAUGAAGCCAGUCAUACCUACAAUGUAACUUAAGAACGGACAGCAUUGGGACAGAACAUCAGACUGCAGAACACCGUAUGAGGCUCCUUUCCUAAGGGCUUUUCUUGAGAAGCAGUCAUAAGCAUGUCUUCAACAGAUACCUUAAAAAAGGAGAAAACUGUAUUUGACUUAUGUAUAUAUAAUCUGACUCAUUCUUUUUUUCAAGUGAUGAUUUCACAGCUGGCAUUUAAAGAAUGCAACUAUCUCAUUUUGUUUAAAAAAUGCUGUGGAUUUUGAAACUGAAUUAACGAGCUGUAUAGACACGCCCAGAGAUAUGAUUACAAAUUUGGAAAGUAGACGGCUGAGGAAUUCCCUAGGAUUGUGUGGGUGGGUGGAGGGGCCGGGAGAACCUUUAAGUAACUUAACAGAAACCUUGGUGCUCUUUGACCUCGAAAGCCAGGGACAGGAACAAAGAAGGUAGACAAGUAAUCGGUUUCCUUUUCCUUCCCUUAAGGAGUUUCAUCAAGGAACUUUAAAAAAUGUUUCAUCUUCCAGCAAUAUUUUUCUUUUCCUUACCCCAUACGUUAGGCGUGGUGUAGAGAAACUAUCUCACUGAAGAGUAUUACUGAGAUGACAAAAACUGGCUAAUAUUGAAUGUAGGUUGCUUGAGCUCUAAAGUGGACUGCCGGACUUCGUAUGUUACUGCUCUCCAGCUACAGUGUGUUGGUAUUACCUCAAACUCAGGGACCCCCCCCCCCCCAGGGACAGAAGGAGACUCCCCUUCUAAGACUGUGUUGAAAAUGGAAAGCAGUGAUGGUUGUCAGCUAAGCCUCCAGAAGGGAUAGUGUCUGUAUUGAGCUAACUGUUGUGACCAGCAGGAGGGGAUACCCCGGCUCACGCACUGGGAUCCCAAAGACGUUGGUUGUCACUAGGUGUGGUGGAGGCCACCGCCGGAGGCCACGACAGAUGCCCUGUGGGGCAGUUGCAUAGUCCCUGCAUCCUCCAGCGUCAUGGGAACGUCUUGGCUGAGGCCUCCUGCCUGUCUUCGUUUUCCAAACCUGUCCCUGAUUCCACAGUGUGGAAACGUGAUUCCACGUUUUCCAAACCUUUCCUCAUUGCUCAGCCGCAGGUUUGUUUGGGGGGAAUUCAGUGUCUGGCUGCCCGUGUCUCGCGGGCCAUUGUGCAAACUUGUUUGUAUAGCACUCCUGUUUCUGGGUUGUGCUCACACUGCUCUGGCAAACAUGUACACGCACGUUCAUAUGCACACGCACACACACUUACACAUACGGUAUCUCAUCCGGCUAAGGCUUUUAAAAAAUUACAAAGGUAAAUAAUAAUCUGUUUCAGCAGUCGGAAUGAGUUGCAACUAAGAUUGUUUGAGCUACUGGGUCUAGCUCUUACGAUUUGGAUUCAUUACAGCCAACUCCCACAGUUCAGCAUAUUUAUUUACAUUAGUGUGACAAAACAUUAAAAAAAAUGGAGCAAUCUAAAUUGUGUAAAGUGAACUAAAGAGGAAGAAAAGUGACAUAUGAAUAUAUUUUGCAAAUGUUACAUUAAUUUAAAAAAAAGUAUGAUUUUACUGUUUUACUUUUAAAGUGGGCAUUCUUCACCGUUUCCAGACCUCUGUAUAUUUUUUAUCCCCCCCUUUUUUUUGCCAAAUAAGGUGUUACAGAGGUUAUGUUUAAAUACAACCAAUCAGGCCCUAAAUGCAAAAAAAAUUCAUCUUGGUGCUUAUCACUGGUAUAAUUAUUUUUGCUUUAUUAACUUUGCUCUUAGGAGCAAAAAUUUGUUUGUAGCUUUACAGUAAUGGAAUUUUUCUAGUCAUUGUCAAAAAUUUUUUUACAUUGUACAAGUAAAGAUUGUUUUCAGGGUUAAAUGAUUGGAAUUAAUGUAUAUAGAGUAAAAUUACUGGAAGACUUUUAAAUGAUUUUCUUAACUUGGUGUUCUUUUUAAAAUACUCUUUGAAAAAUAUAUGAAAGUGAUAAACCUUUAAUGAGAAUAAGCCAGUAUGUUAAGAAUUUUUUCCUUAUUUAUGACCUCAAGAUCUUACUGUUUUAGUUUUUUUUAAAAGAAAACAAUGGGAAAUGGCUCAUGAACUGUUUGGGGGUUUUUUUUGUUUUAAUUCUUGAUGUGAAUUCCAUUGUUGACUGACCUUGUGUAUUCACAUGAAUGUACUAUCUCUUGUUCCCUUUAGCCAGACUAGCCUGAGCAGACAUGGAUUUGUCAUGUCCUCAUUCUCAUGCUCUGCCCAGCAAUCUCAGCGUUUUCAUUUUGGUAUGGUAGAGUCUCAACUCAUAAGCUGGUUAGAUUUUUAGACUGUGCCUCGGAAUGAAAUCAAGCAUGCUCGAAAUGAUCCCUGAAAAUUUCUUAAAUUGCCAAUGAAGUUCUCUGUAUAGUCUUAAAAUUAGAAUCCCUGUAGAGUGAUACACGGAUAUGAAUAUAUUAUGAAUAUAGUAAGUUUACUAUAUACAAUAUACAGUAAAAACUACAUAGCGUCAGUAGACUUUUAUAACACCAAUAAUUAAACUAUUUAAAUGUGUGUCCUUUGUUUUUGUUUUCUGGCCACUAGGUAUGCUUGAAUUUAUGUAAAUUUAUUGCUAAUCCCACCCCUUAUGAUAGAUCUCAUGUAAACUCCACAAGGGGAUAAAUUUUUAUCUGGUUUGUUCGUGGAUAUAUCCUCAGAACCUAGAACAGGGCCUGGCACACAGUAAACAUUCAAUAAAUAUUAACUGAAUGAAUGAACUCUGAUGUAUAUACCUAUUUAUAACCUGGCUCCAUUUAUCCUACUUUAUCUCCCAUUCAAUUCAAUAAAAAAAAUUUUUUUUAAUACA
This is a messenger RNA of Mirounga angustirostris (Northern elephant seal), 5258 nucleotides long. RefSeq names its product vacuolar protein sorting 36 homolog (gene VPS36). The record is from RefSeq and is a predicted model, not a curated record. The transcript has 14 exons. Gene Ontology annotation, cellular component: ESCRT II complex; late endosome membrane. Gene Ontology annotation, molecular function: phosphatidylinositol-3-phosphate binding; ubiquitin binding. NCBI's taxonomy places the organism in Eukaryota, Metazoa, Chordata, Mammalia, Carnivora, Phocidae. Gene Ontology annotation, biological process: protein transport to vacuole involved in ubiquitin-dependent protein catabolic process via the multivesicular body sorting pathway. Bases 1020 to 2006 code for a protein of 328 amino acids.